GUUUACGGAACGUAUGCGAGGAAUGACAGUUAACGGUUCUCGCCAUAAAAAUUUUGAACAUUAACGAAAUAGCGAAUAGGUACGUGCAGCUUCGUCCGUCUAUUUGCGAAGGAUGCUCAAGCACCGUCGCGACGAGAAAUCAGACAAAAUCGCGUGAACCCAUGAUUGAGCGAUGCUUCGAAUGAUCGACGCCGCCGAAUCGAACACAUCGCGGUGAUCUAGUUCUGGGACAUGUGUCUCACAGACGAUACGCUCAGUGAAGUGAUCGAUAUUUGUCGAUAACGAUAACGGUCUUUACUCGUUUGCAGUGUGCUUCAAACCAAGAAUGGCUAGCCGAGACCCGUCAGUCUCCUCCAAAAUCGCAGAUGAUCAUAGCGUCGAGACAUUGGCAGAAGUUUUCCGAUGUUUCAUUUGUAUGGAAAAGUUGAGAGAUGCGCAUCUCUGUCCUCACUGCAGUAAAUUGUGUUGUUAUACCUGUAUUAGAAGGUGGCUCACUGAGCAGCGCUCUCAAUGUCCUCACUGUCGGGCUUCUCUUCACUUACACGAACUAGUAAAUUGUCGUUGGGUCGAGGAAGUAACCCAGCAACUUGAUACAUUGCAAGCUGUUUGUAUAUCUAAUUUUCGACAUGAUGAUUCCAGCAGAGACAGAUGCACAACACAUCAGGAAAAAUUAUCUGUGUAUUGUUGGACUUGCCGUAAAUGUAUUUGUCAUCAAUGUGCUCUUUGGGGAGGUACUCAUUCGGGGCAUACAUUUAAACCUUUAGAAGAUGUUUAUGAGCAACAUGUUUCUCAGAUAAAAGCAGAAGUAGGUCAAUUAAAUAGACGACUCAUGGAAUUAAUCAGUCUUGUUCAAGAAGUGGAGAGAAAUGUUGAAUCGGUGAGAGCUGCGAAAGAUGAAAGAGUAAGAGAGAUUAGAAACGCAAUAGAAUUAAUGAUAGCUCGUCUGGAUUCUCAAUUAAAAGCUAAACUGCUGACUCUGAUGGGUCAGAAGAAUUCGUUAACUUUGGAAACCGAACAGCUAGAGGCUCUAUUACAAGAGGUGGAAUAUCAGUUGCACACAUGUACACGCUCUGAAUUGAUCGUUAAAAGCGCCGAGCUAUCUCGCAAGAUACAUCAAGUUCGCAAAAAACCAAUGACGAGUUUUGUCACUGCACCAGUACCUGCCGACUUUCACAGUGAAAUUGUGCCAGGCUACGACAGCGCAACAUUUGCUAUGCAAAAUUUUACUCAGCUUCAACUGAAAGCUGAUCCUGUAUAUUCUACACCAUUGCAUGUGAAUGGGCUGUGCUGGCGACUGAAAGUAUAUCCAGAUGGCAAUGGAGUUGUACGUGGAAAUUAUUUGUCAGUAUUUUUAGAACUCAGUGCUGGAUUGCCGGAAACUUCAAAGUAUGAGUACAGAGUUGAAAUGAUUCAUCAAGGUUCUCGUGACACGAGUAAAAAUAUUGUUCGCGAAUUUGCGUCUGAUUUUGAGAUCGGCGAAUGUUGGGGAUAUAAUAGAUUCUUUCGAUUAGACUUACUCGCAACGGAAGGUUACUUAAAUACAGAAUUAGAUACUCUCAUAUUGAGAUUCCAAGUACGACCACCGACAUUUUAUCAACGCUGUAGAGAUCAACAAUGGUACAUUAGCCAAUUAUUAACUGUUCAAAAUCAAUAUAUCACUCAGAUUAAUGAAUUGAAAGAGAGAUUAGCGAUAGAAAUUUCUCGUAAUGCCAUGGCGGCUACCAGAGCUACUAGUGGAAGUAAUGGAACGAUAUGCGCAGCAACUGUAAAUACAUCGCCUAUAUGUAUGCAGCAACAGCAGCAGCAACAAGAUACAGGCGAGCCAAUGAUCAAUUCAAAUACACGAACAAUUGAUGUAUAUUCUACUACGAAUGGAACACCAGUGAGAUCAAUACUGAAUACACUUCCCAAUAAUAAUGGCAACUCGACGGUACCAAGCGAUCAAUUGAUGCCAAUGUGUGAGCUAAGCGAGCUGUCGAGUAUGCAUACUCUCAGCUCUACGACGACAUUGUCAUCGAAGACGUCAUUGAAGACGCACCGUGCCAAUUUGAAUGUUAUCGAGGCUGAGAAUACUUCAUCGCCACGUCGCGCCAACGAUACAUCACCCGAGGAAUGCCAAACCACGGGAAUUCACCUAGUUUCCUCGUCACCUUAUUCAUCACCCAACGUACUUGGUCAUCAACCGCUGAAUCUAUUGUCCAAUAAUAGCGCCAGUGAUCCCCUGCUGUCUACAUCGGUAUUAUCGUCGAUGACAAGCAAUGUGCAUCGAGUUAAUAGCUCAAGUGUCGCGGAAGGCGAAGCCGCGCAACGUUGCACCAAUGAUGCGUCGCCAGGAGAGUGUCAGGCUACCAACAACGGUGUCCAUUCUCCAUCGUCAUUUUACUUGUCUCCGUUAAAUCUCUCGUCUGAUAGCAGUAUCAGCAGUAGCGACGAAUUAAAUGAACAUGAUAUUUUUAUGGACGAAUGCGAACACAAUGAGCCCAACAUCACACUUUUGGAUUUAACGAAUGAUGAAAAUGACGUAGAUGAUGAGACCAUGUCAGGAGAGAACGACGUUGAAGUUGCGGAAUCUCUAGCAUCUUGGGUUCAAAAUAAGCAGCGUACAAAGCAACAAAAUAAUAGGGAUACUGUUACAGAUACAUGCAGGUUGAGGGAAAUAAUGCUGCUGCAUCUUUUCGAGAUGCAAGACAGAAAUUCAACAUGGAACUCUUUAUGUCUCGGUCAACAAGCAGAUAGGAGCUGUGAUUCUAGGACCUCGCUCGCAAGUCUACGACGUCACAGUUCCAGCCCGUCGCACUGCAAUGCUCCAGCGCAAUCUACUACGCCCGCGGUGUACUCGCACAAGCACCCUGAACUUGAUACUGCCGCUUGCAAUGAUUUAAAUUUAAAUAUUGAUAACAAGCAUCCUAAUUGUGCUUUUCAUCAUUCCCAACCGCAAGCACUUUGCGGCGCUAAGACUAAAUUGAAUCGACUGCCGAAUAUCUGUCAAUCGGAGCUAGCUGCAACAAUAGCUUCCAGCAGUCAAAUACCGAUAACUAGAUCCGAACCAGCGACGCGUUCCAAUUCAAUAGACUGUGAAAACGAUAUCCCAAAGCUGCCAGUAGUUAAUAAAAUCAAUCAGGAUAUAGAGUCUCCUAGAUUGCGUUUAGAUCUCAUAGUGCCAAAUGUACUUUUAAACAGUAAUAAAAUUAUGUCAAAACAUUUAUUAUCUCGGCGUCAAUCAUCUCCGAGUUCAUCCACUAGCAUGAAUUUAAUAAAUGACAGUAGUAAGAUGUUCAAGUUUGACCAAUUAUUCGAAGCCAUUCAAUUGUCACCAAACUCACAAAAAGAUGCAAUUGCUAGCGUCACAAACAAAUCAAAAUCAAGGAAAAAUGUUUUGCCUGAUGCAAGGAAUAACACUUGCACUGCUAGUGGAAGUUCCGUUACACUCUCAUUGGCGCAAGAGAGUACACCAUCAUCAUCAAUAUCAUCAUCUACAAACACUGCAGUGGACACAAUUCCUAGUCCUAACAGUUACAGCUGGUCACCAGCAUUGUAUCAGCAUGGACAAAAAACUGUUUUAGAUACAGUUUUAGCUGUACAAGGUUCUUCGAAUAAUACUCUUAGUAAGACUAUUGAUAAGUCCACAGAGGAAACCGCCAGUUUGCCGUAAUAAUUUAUAAUUAAAAUAACUAUGCAUAGCAGAUGUUCUGUGAUUUCCAUUUUAUCAAAUAUUAAUUAUAAUUGCGAAGUUAAAAGAGAG
This is a messenger RNA of Trachymyrmex septentrionalis, 3742 nucleotides long. RefSeq lists its product as uncharacterized. Gene Ontology annotation, molecular function: tumor necrosis factor receptor binding; ubiquitin protein ligase binding; zinc ion binding. The record is from RefSeq and is a predicted model, not a curated record. Gene Ontology annotation, biological process: protein autoubiquitination; negative regulation of centriole replication. Gene Ontology annotation, cellular component: peroxisome; aggresome. The transcript has 16 exons. NCBI's taxonomy places the organism in Eukaryota, Metazoa, Arthropoda, Insecta, Hymenoptera, Formicidae. The coding region runs from base 326 to 3652 and encodes 1108 amino acids.